Molecule: messenger RNA, 1537 nt
Organism: Cylicocyclus nassatus
Lineage: Eukaryota; Metazoa; Nematoda; Chromadorea; Rhabditida; Strongylidae
Source: the annotation of a GenBank genome assembly
AUGUUCGCACAAUUUCUGGGAACAGCACUCGUUGUAGUGGCACAUCUCAUGUCCUGCUCUUCCGUUAGAAAAAGUCGUGUGCGCAUCGGAAGUUUGAACGAAUGUCCAUGGUCGCUUUUCAUGGGAAUAUCACUGAGUUCACUUCUUAGUCUUCUCCAUUCUACGUGCCAUUGGAACUCGUUACAAGCGACCUCUAUUGCUCUUUUGAGGUCUUUGAGCGGAAGAGCAACUGAAGCACUUCAUGAACAGUACAUAUUCUGGCUUGGACCACUGAUCGGCUCUUUGCUCGCUUGUUUCCUUUACAGGUUACUGAAACCCAAUGAUGAACGAGGAUGCACUAGCUUCAGUGGAUAUUGCAACGAUACUCUCGAACCUUACUUCGAUAGGACAGUCCCAGAUGAGGAAACCACCCUGAAUGUGUUAGAUUUCCAUCGAGCUCGAGCUCUAGGCAGUUUUAAUUUUGCUCCUGUAAACGACACAGCAAUGUACAAUGCAAAACGUUUCGAAGGAGAUAUCGUUAAUGCAGGUUUUGAUCCUCGUAGUGCAGCUUCAUUCUACACUCAACAUCCAUUAUUUUCCGUGUUUGGUGUACAAAGAAAUGCUGUAAAGCAAACUUAUUUGAAAUGGACAGACGGUCGUAUUCCUUAUACGAUAAGCUCGCAAUAUUCAUCUUAUAGCCGCUCAAAAAUAGCGGAAGCAAUAGAAGAGUACAAGAAAAAGACCUGCAUAGAAUUUUCUCCAAAAAGCGCAGCCGAUCAGGACUACAUCCACAUUGUACCAGACGAUGGAUGCUACUCACUCGUUGGCCGUAUAGGUAGAGCUGAUCGAGACGAUCAUGUCACUAUCAACUGGAGCAAUGUAGAAUCCGGACUUCAAGACCAGUUCGACAAAUAUUCUUUGCAAAUGAUCGAUCAUCUGGAUACCGACUAUGAUUAUGGUUCUGUUAUGCACUACGCACCUACAGCUUUCAGCAAGAAUGGCAAACCAACAAUAGAGCCAAGAAAGAAAGGAGUGGAGAUCGGUCAACGUUAUGGAUUCAGUGAGACGGACUUGUACAAAAUCAACAAACUGUACAACUGCAAAAAGGAUGAUGAAGACUCUACGGAUGUCCCGGAAACUGGAACGAUAGAGAAGUCGGAGGAGGAGGAGGCAGAUAUUAAGACAGAUACAAAGAGACCUAGCGGAUCAGGAAAAUUAGUCGGAUCAAGUACUGGUGAAAAAAGCAACAGUAUAAUCUCCACUCAUAGCAAAACCUGUGCAGAUAGACGACGCGAUUGCCAAUUCCUUGCCAGAGCUGGCCACUGCGAAUCGCGAUUUAGUGAAGCUUUCAUGGCAGAAAACUGCCCUCAAAGUUGUGGAAAAUGUGAAGUGAAAACCACGGAAGCUCCAAAACCUUGUGAAGACUUAAGAACAUGGUGUGAACGAUGGGCCAUUAGUGGAAUGUGCACGCAGCAGAUAUUUAAAGACUAUAUGAAAAUUAAGUGCCCAAAGAGCUGUCAGUAUUGCUAGAAAUUCUGCUCAAAGUGUUGAAAUGCCA